Messenger RNA from Closterium sp. NIES-65, 3849 nucleotides. The record is from the annotation of a GenBank genome assembly. Lineage: Eukaryota; Viridiplantae; Streptophyta; Zygnematophyceae; Desmidiales; Closteriaceae.
AUGCAUACGUGUCCGUUGCAUUGGAGGCAGGGUUACGCCGAGGGGUUAGCCAACACUAUUCCCAUCCUCGCUCGGCGAUACGGCAAUUUGGUCCGUGCAAAUCCAUUCAUCUCACCCGUGGAGCUCAAAAGAAUGCUCGAGGGUCAUGGAAGGGUAGUGAUCCACUACUGGCAGGCUUGGCGGCUUCGAGAGUACAUCUUAAAGGAGCGAUAUGGAGAUUGGAAGGAGUCCUUUCGCCAGGUUCCGUGGCUUCUCACUCGUUUCACAGUCAUCGAUCCGGAAGUUCAAGUGCGGUUGGAUACAUUAGAUCGGUGUUUCCACCGAUUCUACGUGCGUCCCUCUGCAGCACGGCAUGCGUUAAAUUAUUGCCGCCCGGAUGUUGCGCUCGACGGUACACAUCUCAUUAGUGCGCAGAAGUCUGUGCUGCUCAUCGCCGUCACCAUUGACGGGAACCAGGAGAUUUUGUUACUUGCAUGGGCCUUGGUGGAGUCGGAGAACAAGGACGCGUGGACCUGGUUUCUGAAGCUGUUCCUUGAGGGGUUCCCAGAGUGGGCGCAUAGGGACGAUGCCUCCAUCAUCAGCGAUCGCGAUAAGGGGUUGGUGCCGGCAGCAAGGGAGGUGAUGCCAAUCCACAUCCCCCAUUAUUUCUGUGCCUGGCAUCUGGAGCAGAACCUUAAGCGGUUCGGCAAAGCGGCAACAGCGUUCUUCUGGCGCUUGGGAUACCAGACGAAGGGGAUGGCGGAGCGGCUGCUUUUGGCAUCGGCCGUGGAGGGCGAGGACGAGCUUCAUCUGGACGUGGUCGCAGAGGGAGAGGCGGUGGCGUUGCAGGGGCGGGCCUUGGCAGGGGAGGUAGAGGAGUGCCCCCCGCGGGCGAUUGCGGAGGGCAGGGGGGUGCCGGAUCAGACUUCACGGGGGUUGGUGGUGGAGUACGGGGAGUGCCGCUCGGUGGGGCCGCCGGGGAGCAGGGGGAUGCCGGCGCGGGAUGGUCCGGCAUUGCAGGUGGAGGGAGGGGAGUCCCGCUUGGUGGGGCUCCUGGAGGGCAGGGGGGUGCAGGAGCAGGAUGGUCCGGCAUUGGAGGUGGAGGGAGGGGAGUCCCGCUUGGUGGGACUCCUGGAGGGCAGGGGGGUGCAGGAGCAGGAUGGUCCGGCAUUGGAGGUGGAGGGAGGGGAGUCCCGCUUGGUGGGACUCCUGGAGGGCAGGGGGGUGCAGGAGCAAGAUGGUCCGGCAUUGGAGGUGGAGGGAGGGGAGUCCCGCUUGGUGGGACUCCUGGAGGGCAGAUGGGUGCCGGAGCAGGAUGGUCCGGCAUUGGAGGUGGAGGGAGGGGAGUCCCGCUUGGUGGGGCUCCUGGAGGGCAGGGGGGUGCCGGAGCAGGAUGGUCCGGCAUUGGAGGUGGAGGGAGGGGAGUCCCGCUUGGUGGGACUCCUGGAGGGCAGAUGGGUGCCGGAGCAGGAUGGUCCGGCAUUGGAGGUGGAGGGAGGGGAGUCCCGCUUGGUGGGGCUCCUGGAGGGCAGGGGGGUGCCGGAGCAGGAUGGUCCGGCAUUGGAGGUGGAGGGAGGGGAGUCCCGCUUGGUGGGACUCCUGGAGGGCAGAUGGGGGCCGGAGCAGGAUGGUCAGGCAUUGGAGGUGGAGGGAGAGGAGUCCCGCUUGGUGAUGCUUCUGGAGGGCGAGGACGCGCCGGAGCAAGAUGUCCUCAGACUGCGUGCCAGGCGACACCAAAGCGGGCCACGCGGUGAUGUUACGUUUGGGGUUGGCCUGGGCGCGAAUUUCAUGGGUGGUGUGGGGUCCGUUGGAAGGGGGGCCUCACCAGUGCCCUCUGGGGGCGACGUGCAGCGAGCUCCAGCAUCUGUGAGUGAUAAUGGUUUGGCAUCAUGCUCCACGGGUGAUGGGAUAGGCGCUCUCACCACUGUGGGGAACCCGGGUGCACGAGCAUUUGACGUCAACACGGUCCUGCGACGUGCCCGGGAGUGGUACCGGGCAGAGGACAUUGACACGGGGAGGACCACGGGCACUCAGGGAUCAGAGAUGGGUGGGUUUACUGAGCACUUCCACCCAGCAUCGGCUCUGGCUCUGCCAUGGCCAGACUGCGGGCAGCGGGGGAACAUUCCUGCGCAAGGGCCGGACGAGCCAGCAUGUGAGGAUGAUCCGGUGCCAGUGGAUGCUAGGGAGGAUGGGGAUGAGGCGGCCGAUGGUGAGGGAGAACCCGGAAUACAUGUGCGCACCGGGUUCUAUCGUAACAGGCGCGGAUCAUCUUAUCGCAUUGGGGGAAUCAUGCUGCUGCACUGGGCCCGUCUUUUUGCGGUGACACUGCGUUUUGGCAUCUACACAAGCAACGCCGCCGAGUCCAUCAACAGCGCUGUCCGCGGCAUCCGCAUGCUGCCACCAACAUGGCUCCUGGCAUCCCUUUGGGAUUGGUCUCGCGACAAGUGGUACGAGAGGAAGGAGAAGGCGCGCUGCAGGGAUGAGUAUCUCACGGCUGCCGCAUCGAAACGUCUGGACCAAAAGAAGCAGAGGUGCCAGGGGUAUUGGUUCAUCGGUGGGGACAACACUGUGGGAACCAUCCAGACCAGGGGGGGGGAAAACGAGUUCCAGUGGCGGAGCUUCAACGUGAACCUCGAUGCCCGGACGUGCGAGUGCGGGAACUGGGAGGAGUACCAGUUCCCUUGUGCCCACGCCGUGGCAAUGUGCAUUCUGAAGCAGCGGAGUGUGGAGAUCCUUGUGUCUGAGUACUACACCACUCGCAAUCUUCGCCAGACAUACAACCGGGAUGUGAUGGGUACCUGUGUGGACCGGCUGAUUAUGGAGGCUCCACUGGCAGAAGUGGGCGAGUGCGAUGCACCAGCGCUGAUUGAGACGAGGGUUGGGAGGCCAGAGAAUCACACCCGGUUUGAGGCACCGCCGCACGCUUAUCGGUGUGGGCGAUGCCGACAGUAUGGGCACAACCGCAAAAGGUGCAAGUACAAGUACGGUGGGUACGGUCAGGCGCAGGCUGCGUCGCUCUCCUCUCUCUCACCGCCCUUCCACUCUCCCGCCGCCCUUCCACUCUCCCAUCGCCUUCCUCUGUCCCGUCCUUUCCUCUCUCUCGUUGCCUUUCCUCUCUCCCGUCGCCUUCCUCUCUCUUGUCGCCUUUCCUCUCUCUCGUCGCCUUUCCUCUCUCGUUGCCCUUCCUCUCUCCCAUUGCCGGUCCUCACCCCCCUCCCCCUUCUUCUUCCGCCUCCCGCCGCCCUCGCGUUCCAUCACAAUCGACUUCUUAACGCACUCCACCCUCCGUGUCCGCCUCCCAUUGCUCGUACUGUCGCUCGUCCCGUCAGCCCGUCCAAUCGCACGUACCAUCGCAUGUCCCGUCGAUCCCUCUUCAGGUCCUUGUUCCCGUUCCCUCGCUCUCUCCCCCCCCUUCCCGUCGCCCUCGCUCUCUCCCCUCCCUUUCCGUCGCCCUCGCUCUCUCCCCUCCCUUCCUGUCGCCCUCUUUCUCUCCCCUCCCUUUCCGUUGCCCUCGCUCUCUCCCCUCCCUUUCCGCCGCCCUCGCUCUCUCACCUCCCUUUCCGUCGCCCUCGCUCUCUCACCUCCCUUUCCGUGGCCCUCGCUCUCUCCCCUCCCUUCCCGUCGCCCUCUUUCUCUCCCCUCCCUUUCCGUCGCCCUCGCUCUCUCCCCUCCCUUUCCGUCGCCCUCACGCUCUCCUCUCAUUCCACCAACACCAAUGACCCUCCUAUCUCCCUACCAUUCUGCGGAUUUUGCUCACGCAUCUCUCCUUUCGCGUCCUCGUUUCUGUUGCACUAUCUUUCUCUUUGCUCGUCCCCUGAUAUUAUCUGUUUUCCGCUUCUUGUUUUUCUCAUGUUGUCAUUGCCGCCCUAG